Aethina tumida (small hive beetle) is the source of this 1160-nucleotide messenger RNA. RefSeq names its product epimerase family protein SDR39U1. NCBI's taxonomy places the organism in Eukaryota, Metazoa, Arthropoda, Insecta, Coleoptera, Nitidulidae. The transcript has 3 exons. Bases 144 to 1055 code for a protein of 303 amino acids. The record is from RefSeq and is a predicted model, not a curated record.
ACAUCGCUGAUUGGAAUUUUUUGCCAGUUUAAACUUCAAUGUCUAUAAUUGUAACAUUGUUUUGGCAUUCUGUGAGUUACAUUUAAUAUUCGUUUACCUCUUAUCGUGACUGUGCAGCUGAAAAUGUAAAUAUUUGUUUAGCCAUGUCAAGAAAUAUUAAAAAUAUAGUAUUAGGCGGCGGCACAGGAUUUAUAGGAACACAUUUAUUGUCGGCAUUAAAAAAAAAUGGACAUGGUGUCACAAUUAUAUCUCGAAUGCCAGGUCCAUGUCGGAUGUCAUGGCAUGAUGUGGAAAAAAUGGGCCUGCCUGAAGAAACUGAUGUAGUAAUAAACUUGGCAGGACAGAAUGUAAUGGACAUUUCCCAAAGAUGGUCUUCAGGAUUUAAACAGAACGUUUUUAAUUCUCGUGUGUUGACAACGUCUACGUUAGUUAAGGCCAUUGUUAAUGCGAAAAAGAAGCCUGAAGUGUUUGUCUCCAUUUCUGGUGUUGGUGGCUACAGACCUGACGAUCAGAUUGCCUAUACGGAGACUUCCCCGCUAGAAAAUUUUGAUUUUUUUUCGAAACUAUGCCUGGAAUGGGAAAAAGCUGCUGUUAAUCUAAUUAAGGAGAAGGAUAUUUGUCGUUAUGUAAUAAUUAGAAGUGGAGUAGUAUUAGGUCGGGAUGGUGGAAUGAUAAAGCAACUGUACUUACCGUUCUACCUAGGUUUAGGUGGACCUGUUGGCAAUGGAAUGCAGUAUAUGCCGUGGAUCCAUAUAGAUGACUUAGUGAGAUUAAUUAUAUUUUCUAUAGGGUACCCAAAGGUAUCAGGAAUUUUAAAUGGUGUGGCACCCACUCCAGCCACUAAUAAAGAAUUUUCUAAAGCUUUUGCACAAGCCUUAAAUCGUCCUGCUAUAUUUCCAGUACCAAAAUUUGUGUUAAAUGCCAUUUUAAGUGAAGAAAGGGCAAAUAUGAUAACAAAAGGCCAAAAAGUCAUCCCAUCGAGACCUCUAGAGCUAGGAUUUAGUUAUAAAUAUCCUGAUAUUAGAAAAGCAUGUCAAAGUUUUGCCACAAAGUAAAUAUUUAUUAAAAAAUUGUUAGUGUAAAAAGUAUUUGUUGAAAUUUGUGAUAGAACAUUACUAAAAAAGUACUAUUGUUAUGAUUAAAUAAAAAAUUUUAAUAUA